UUGUUUUGUCUUUUUAAUUGACCUGACUCUUCUAAGUCAUCGCCCCUUUCUCGAAUUCUUGUCGCUGAGUAUAAUAUAUGUUGCUGAGGAUAAUAUGCACAAAGCCUUCAAAAAAUACAGAAAGCUCUCUGUAGACCUGCAGUCUGAGCUACACUCCUUCAAUGUUUCUGCAACCCAAGCCUCCGUAUGCUCGACAAAAACAUUUGGAGGUUGCACAGAACACAUCAUUUGGUCAGAUCCCAAGGGGAACUCUAUUUACAGGAGGCUGGAAACUAGUCUGUAGAAGAACGAAGCAGUUAAUCUAUUCUUCUCUGAUACCAGCGCUUGGAAACAAGAAUAACAUAAGAGUUUCCUUGCGAAGGAACACCUCAAGAGUCUAAAGUCUAAAGGGUGUUGUCCCAGGGUACGAGCAAGGAAGGGACACAGACAAAGUUUGUUUGAAGAAAAAGAAUGGCAUACGGAAAUUGUCGUUGGAUUGGUAUUCAAGAUGGGAGGAUCAGCCAAAUGACAUGGAAGAAGAGUUAUCAUUAAAUAUGGAGAAGGAAUUGCAUUUGCUCGACAAUCUUGAACCACCAUCAAAAAUCGAGAAGCUGAGAAUUCGUGGCUACCGGGGUUCACAAUUGCCAUGUUGGAUGGCAAAGCAAAGUGACUCUUGUGGUCCAGCCGAUGAUACACAUAUAGUAAUGCAAAGAAAUCCAUCUGAAUUCUCCCAUCUGACUAAACUAGUAUUGGACAACUUACCAAACUUGGAGCAUCUUGGGGAGCUUGUGGAACUGCCACUGAUAAAGAUCCUUAAGCUCAAAAGACUGCCAAAGUUGGGAGAGCUGCUUACGACCACAACUGGGGAGGAAGGAGUGGAAGCGCAAUGUUGUUUCCAUCACGUUUCCACUCUAGUAAUAAUUGAUUGCCCGAAACUUGUUGUGAAGCCGUACUUUCCUCCGUCCUUGCAGAGAUUGACACUAGAAGGAAACAAUAUGCAGUUGGUUUCUUCAGGAUGCUUCUUCCAUCCACGUCAUCAUCAUGCAUCUCAUGCUCAUGGUGACGAGUCUUCAUCUUCCUCCUAUUUUGCGGAUGAGACGGGUACUCACCUCGAGAGACUUGAACUUCGUCGGUUGACAGGAUCAUCAUCUGGUUGGGAGGUGCUGCAGCAUCUCACUGGGCUUCAUACCCUAGAAAUAUUCAAGUGCACAGGCCUUACGCAUUUACCUGAGAGCAUCCACUGCCCCACCAAUCUCUGUAGACUGGUGAUAACACAGUGUGAUAAUCUUCGUGUGCUGCCUGACUGGCUUGUGGAACUGAAAUCUCUACAGAGUCUGGAAGUACGGUUAUGUGAUGCUCUCCAGCAGCUUCCUGAACAAAUAGGAGAACUCUGCUCACUCCAGCACCUCACCAUAUCUUCUUUGACUUCCCUGACUUGCCUUCCCGAGAGCAUGCAGCACCUCACCUCGCUUCGAACUCUCAACUUGUGUCUUUGUAACGCGUUGACCCAUCUGCCGGAGUGGCUAGGCGAACUCUCUGUACUUCAAAAACUCUGGCUCCAGGGCUGCCGUGGCCUUACAUCCUUGCCCCAAUCCAUACAACGCCUUACUGCUCUAGAGGACUUACUUAUAAGCUACAACCCUGACCUAGAUAGGCGUUGCACGGAAGGAUUGGGGGAGGAUUGGCACCUUGUCUCACAUAUUCAAAAUUUAAGGCUACGGGACUAGGGGCUUCAGAUUAGUGCAUAAUAUUCUAAGGAAGACAAGGAUGGCCAGGUGAGACAUUUUUGUUUCUCUCUGGCAUGUGAGCACACAUAUUUAUUUUCUUAUGUUUGUGAAAGUUGCACAGCUUAGAUAUUGGCACUUGAUUAUAUGCUGCCUCGUUUGUUCCUCAAAAAAUCGUAUUGUGUGCUCGUGUUACAUUGCCACUUUUUGCUAUAUUGUUGGUUCACAGGAUCCACACUCUUGCUUUCAUUCUCAUCCCUACUUGUUCUCAGGAUCCACACUCUUCCCUCUAAGUAGCGUCGAAAGUCGAAACUAACUGUUCCUUUUUUAUCAGAAUCUGCAGCGUUUACAUAUAUGUGCAUCAACUUUGGAAAACAAGUGUUUGCAGAGGUAUAAAUAAGUUAACGACUCAUGUGCCCACUCUCAAUCUUGUACUUGAUGGAAACAUGUCAGGCUUUCCCCUUGGAAAAUCUUUGGCAGGUACCGUGGCAGUUCAGUGUCCUCCCAGGAUAACACUUGCGACCAUACUGAACGGGUCAAUGGGCAGAGUGAAUAGAGAUGCAGGCUACCAUUGCAGGGGUACAGGAGGAUUGAUGUGGCGAACCCCGCAGGGAAGUUAGGAGUUUACUCUGCAGAUGGUGUCUGUGCUCUGAACCAGUUUCAGUUUCUCUGUAACCUCAGAUAUCGAUUUCUGCUUGCUCCACACGAAGACAGAGUUUGCAGAAGCAGCCAGACAUGAACACACAAGAUGGCAGAAGAAGUCCUGGUGCAUUCUGCUAUUGGCAUUUGGCAGUGGCACCCUAUCUGUUGGGCGGUUUCGCCAGCUUCUUUCUGCUGCCGCGCUUGCGUUGCAUUUGCAUUCAGCUCGCUGCUCUUCUUGCCUUGUUGUGUGUGAUCUGGGCCAAUCUGACGGCAUUUUGGGCACAGUUGGUGGUCGCGUAUCCCGUCGGCCCGUGUUCUCAGUUGCUGAGCCAAGCAUAUUCAGAAUGGGUCGCAUCGCAACCUAACAUGUGCUCCAUGUUCACAAAAAGCUGGGCCCGGAUGUUCUCUCAAUAUAAAGAAAAAAAUAUAUUUUAUGUCUA
This is a messenger RNA of Zea mays, 2785 nucleotides long. RefSeq names its product receptor-like protein kinase 5. The transcript has 6 exons. NCBI's taxonomy places the organism in Eukaryota, Viridiplantae, Streptophyta, Magnoliopsida, Poales, Poaceae. The record is from RefSeq and is a predicted model, not a curated record. The coding region runs from base 510 to 1706 and encodes 398 amino acids.